AUGGCUCCAUCCGCAAGAACAAGAGCGAAGACAAAAACAACAACAAAGGCAAGAAGAACCAAUUUCAAGAAGAAGCCCGUCCACCAAAAGGGUAAGCAAGAAAUUACUCUUUCGAAUUCGCCUUCGAAUUCCUCCUCCGUGGUCUGCGAUGAUCCUCCGAAGAUCGAAGGAGGCGCAGAUGAUUUGGAGGGUCCUGAUGAUGUCUCUACAAGCGCUUGCUCCACACCAAAAGGUCAGAGAUUUCGGAUACCGGAGAUUGCGACAUGUCCACCGGCGCCCAAGAAGCAAAGAGUGAUUUCAAACUGCUUGUUUCGGAGAUCUCCCAUCGCUUUCUUUGCUCCACCGGACUUGGAGCUCUUCUUCUACUUUGCAAAUGGCGGUAUUUCAGUUUAA
Molecule: messenger RNA, 393 nt
Organism: Prunus avium (sweet cherry)
Lineage: Eukaryota; Viridiplantae; Streptophyta; Magnoliopsida; Rosales; Rosaceae
Source: RefSeq, a predicted model, not a curated record